Molecule: messenger RNA, 1913 nt
Organism: Zeugodacus cucurbitae (melon fly)
Lineage: Eukaryota; Metazoa; Arthropoda; Insecta; Diptera; Tephritidae
Product: zinc finger protein 28
Exons: 4
Coding region: 176-1759 (527 amino acids)
Biological process (GO): regulation of transcription by RNA polymerase II
Cellular component (GO): nucleus
Molecular function (GO): DNA-binding transcription factor activity, RNA polymerase II-specific; RNA polymerase II transcription regulatory region sequence-specific DNA binding
Source: RefSeq, a predicted model, not a curated record
UACUCGGGUAAUCGGAUAUUGAUACAUGUAUUCAUCUGUCAAGUAGAAUGCUAAAGUAAACAAAUUGAUACAACAGCUGUUUACGUUUACAUUUCUUUGUUAAUGUAAUUAGUUAUUUUAAUUUAUGAAUAAAAGUAGUCUCGAAAUAUAUGGUUAGAAUAAUUUAUAUAUUAGAAUGAGUGUGACAAAAGUAGAUACUAUUUGUCCUCUAUGUGGAAAUGAAAUCAGAGGCAAUAUAAACCGAUUGGUGACUGAUAGUUGUGGGCACAGCAAAUGUCGCCGAUGUUUACUUGCUGAUGAUGAAUGCACAGAAUGUUCAAAGCUAAAAAAAUGUAAUACUGAAAAUAAUAAGGACCAAACUACAGGCGUUGAUGCAAUUGUUGCGAAAGUAGCAGUCGAAACGAAUCAUAAUACAAUGACAAAAAAUAUUAGGAAGAAAGGUAGAAAAGUUGUCACUAUGCCAUCGCACAUUCAACGUUUAUCCAAUGAUUUGGACUCCAGUGUCCGCUAUUAUUGCACACAUUGUGGGAAAAAAUUUGGCAGCCGAACGCAACAAUACUAUCAUUUGUCAUGUGGCAGUGAGGAUUCCAAGAAAUACAAGUGUCUGCAAUGUGCCAAGACAUUUUCUACAAAAUCACACUUCAAAUAUCACAUGGAAACACAUGAGAAGCACAUACACCAUUGUCGAGAGUGUAACAAAUCAUUCGCCAAUCGAAUAGUGUUGCAGAAGCAUGAGAAGCUUCAUCAUGCUCCUUCACUUCAAUGUACAGAGUGUAGUAAAUCAUUUCGUAAUAAGGAGUCUCUGUCAGGUCAUGCUCGGCUAAUCCACGGCGAUAAGGACUUACCGUACAAGUGUGAAGUCUGUGAGAAAAGCUAUGCUUUGAAAUCCACUUUAAAACAACACAUACAAAAACACCUUGAUAAAAAGUAUGCAUGUCAAUACUGUGAUAAACGUUUCCAACGUAACUAUACACUCAAAUUACACCUUAAAAAACAUACAAAGACUGAUUGUUAUAUUUGUGGUAUUUGCUUAUGUAAAUUCAGUGAUAAUGCGGUUUUGUUGCGACAUGUCAAGCUACAUCAAGAUGCCGUUAAAUACCGAUGUCGAGAAUGCGAUGCAACCAUAAUGCGCAAGGAUAACAUGUUGCGACAUAUCCGCACUAUUCAUCCAAAUCGUACUUUUGAGAACUGUGUUGAAAUCACAAGCCCCAUUAACUCCAAACCGCUUAAAGCAAUUGAAUCUGAUGAAUAUUUAAGAUGUUCAUCACCAAUUAGUGAACCAAAGACUGUAGAGAAUAGUGCUGUUAUCAAAUGCAUAGGGAAUGUCCAACCAAUGAAAGUUCCUACUUACCACGUUUCCACUAUACUCACCCCAAAUAUUCAAACAACUUCUACCCAAACCGAUAUUGCAGCCAACAUCUCGAAGAACGAUUCUACAAUUAUUAUGUUUCCAAAAGUACCCUUAAAUGGAAAUGUUGUGACUAGUGGGACUUCCACAGUUGUUCAGAAGAAAGUUAAAAAGUACGACCCAAUUAAAAUGUAUCGAAAGAUUUUAACUUCCGAUCGAGAUGAAAGUGCUACCGAGAGUGAAAGUGAAAAAGAAGAAGUGUAUAGCAUAAAUCCGCUCUAUUCUGAUAAUACAGGUUCUUGUGUGAGCUUAACAACUCCUGAAAAACAAGUAACGAUUAACACGUCGAAUUUCAGUGAGAUGCAUUGGCGAAAAAACUUUCGUUAUACCUACCAAUAUCAAGACUUUUAAAUAUUUUUUACCAUUGAUUGAUAUUGAUUGUAGACGCGUACGUUUGAAGUAUUUUUCUAAUACAUUAACUUAUAUAAUUUGAAAAAUAUACAAACAAUUAUAGUGUAUUAUUAAUAAACAUUAACUUUUUAUAUUUUAUUGCAAACAAAUUUAA